Molecule: messenger RNA, 4385 nt
Organism: Anguilla rostrata (American eel)
Lineage: Eukaryota; Metazoa; Chordata; Actinopteri; Anguilliformes; Anguillidae
Gene: tango6
Product: transport and golgi organization 6 homolog (Drosophila)
Exons: 18
Coding region: 86-3601 (1171 amino acids)
Biological process (GO): protein secretion
Source: RefSeq, a predicted model, not a curated record
GUACUAAUGAACGCGCCACCACGAGCUUGCUGUAUUUUGGUUUUGGGGAAGGCUAUCUGGAUAGGACAGGAAAUUCGUGUUUAAAAUGACAGCGGCUAUUGUGGAAGCUCUCUGUAUCUUGACGAAACCUGCUGGAGAUGCACAUGUGAGCAGUGCUCAGUCAUCCCAGCAGGGGGCACUGUUGCAUGCACUGCAGUCAAACCUGGAGCAGCUGGAAGCUCGCCUGCUGGCGGACCCGGGGCUGGUGGAGGCGCGUGCUCUGCGGGAUGAGGUUCGGCUUGCGGUGGCGUGGUACCAGGAGACACAGGAGCUCACCUGGAGGUUCACACAGGAGUGUCUGCUCCUGCUGCUUGGUCUGGCCCGCCACCUCUCCCGCCUGCUGGAGGCUUUCCAUCCUGCCGUGGCCCCUCCCGGGCCCUGCCUCCCAGAGGUGGCUCCGCCCCUCCCCCCGGACGUUCUCAGUGUGAGCCAGCAGAAGACCGUGGGGGCGGUGCUGCAGUUUGUGGUCACCCUGGGCCUUUGCCCCUACCUGGCCACUGGGGUGGGUCUGGCUCUGGGGCGUAGGUUGGCGUUUGGAGCGGCUGUGGAGGGGGCGGUGCUCGGGGGCGGGGCCUCUGACCGUGACAGGAGGCUCCUGGCCACCACGUGCUCGCUGCUGGAGCUGGCUGAGUUGCCGUCCCUCGCCACGCUGAUCUUCACGCGACAUCUGGGAGAUGUCAUGGCGGGCCUCUGCCAGUUGGGGUACCGUCCACACCGGCCAGAGGGGGCCAACACUGAGAGCGACAAGGGCAUCAGCAUGGAAGAGCGCCUGAACUGCAGGAAAGCGCUGCAGGGCAUUCUGGGAAAAGUGUACCAGCCGAUUGUCAUUAAGGAGCUCCUGAUUCUCCAAGGGGGUCCCAAGCAGGCCCCUCCCACAGGCCGUGGGGGAGGCGGUCUCCGUCAGCCCCUGGCCCAGGCCCCGCCCUGGCUGCGGCGGCUGUGCGGUCAGCUCCUGUCUGAGAGGCUGAUGCAGCCCAGCGGAGUGCAGGCCGUGGUGAGAGCCGUGCUGGAGGGAGCUGGAGGAGGGGGCGCUGGCUCGGGGCCGGCCUCGUCGGACUGGAGGAAGUGUGACAUGGUGGCCAGGGUCCUGGCGGCCUGUCCCCAGCAGGCCCUCUCUGUGGAGGAGUACUACAGCCAGGUGUGCCCACAGGUGUUGGAACUGCUGCACUUCCCAGACAAGCUGACAGCCCUGCAGUUUCAGCGAGUCGCCACAAGGGCGGCACUCACCAUGCUCCAGGAGCGCCCAGAGCUUGCCCGGCAGUACCUGCUGACCCCCCUACUGGCCCCCCUCGCCCACUGUGGGGUCCCAACAGAGGGUCUCCAGGUCCCUGAGUCUGUGCCAGAGUGGGAACUUACUCGCUGCAUCGAAGAUGUGUACAAGGUUUGGGUGGUUGGUAACAGUCCUUGUCCUGCGCUGCUGAAGGCUCUGGGAGAGACAGUUCCUGUCCUUUUCUCUCUGUACUGUUUCACAAAGCAGAGUGUCUGUCAUUUACGCGCCCCCUGUGAGGAGAUCCUGCAGUGGUACUUCUCCCACUCAGAGCCACCGGAAGCCCUGAGUGCACUGAAGCAGCUGUGCAAUCUCCAAACACGCGUGGGUGGGGUCACACCUGGAUUCCAGUUCGCUCCUGGCAGUGAGGGAGGAGCCAGGCUCAUACCCAGAGAGCAAAUCAGUGAUGAAGAUGAGGCUCUGUAUGAAAAGGUGUCAGGCGAGCAGUGGAGGGUGGAGUGUUUGGUUCAACUGCUAGCUGAGAUGAAAGACAAGGACCUGCCUGGAGACUUCUUCCUGGAGCUACUUGAGGAGCUGACUGGCUGGGCUGCAGAGGAGGAAGUGGAGGAGGAACAGGAAGUGGACACGUCGGCCAUGACGCUCCUGGAGCUGGAGGAGCACCUGCUGCGGUGUGCGGAGGGGCGGAGCCGCAGGCUGGCCCUGCUGCAGGUGCUGGCGGCAGUGUGUGAGGGCCUUUCCCACACCCUGCUGCUGCGCAAGCCCACCCAGGUGGUGGGGUUCGUGGUGUCCCUGCUGGAGAGGGCCUGUGUGGCUCUGGCCCGAAGCUCUGACAGCCCUGUGGAAUCUCAGACUCUCAGCAUGGCCAUGGGCCUGCUGGCCACCAUGCUGACGGGAGACAUGCAGCUAAACGCACAGGACUACGCCUCCAUGUCGCUGCUGCUGCCUCCUCUGGACUUCAUUUCCCAGAAGCACCCAGAGAUAGUCAUCCAGGAGCUGGCCUCCGAUUUGCGUGCGGCCAUAGCUACACAUGGGGCGUUCUGCCCUGACACUGUGGCCCAGGCAGCCCAUGCCCGUAUCUCCCAGAAGACCCGCAGCACUGCCACGUCCCAGGUCUCAUGCAACAAGGACACAGCCACUCCGCAACUCGCACAAGACACGCCCAUGUCCCCAAUCACACGCGACACGCCUACUCCCCAAACUUCACGUACCACGGUCACCCCGCGAAUCACACGCGACACACCUACUCCCCAAACUUCACGUACCACGGUCACUCCACAAAUCACACGCGACACGUCAGCUCCCCAAACUUCACGUACCACGGUCACUCCACAAAUCACACGCGACACAUCAGCUCCCCAAAAUUCCCACAAUGCACCUGGCACAGAUCUCCGGACGGUGGGCGCGUCUGCUGGAGAGAAUGAAAGUUUGUCACCGUCCGGGACGGUGCGGAGUCCCGUCGGUGCGGGAUGUCAUGUGACCGGAGCGGCGGGAGGGGCAGGGGGCAGGGUCAGCGAGGGCCCUCCCCCUGCCCCGCCCGCCAGCGGGGCGUUCUCUGAGUGUCUCCUGGAAGCCUGCGAUCCGGACGUCCCCACGCGGGCCGUGGCCCUGCGGAGCUUAACCAGAGCCCUGCAGGAGAGGAGAGCAGAGGCCCUGCAGGCCCAGGACAGAGUGCUGACUCUGUUUUUGGAGAAUCUAAACCAUGAGGACUCGUUUGUGUAUCUUUCAGCUAUUCAGGGUCUGGCAGUGCUGGCAGACUCCUCCCCCGAGACGGUCCUGCAGAGGCUGCUGGAGGAGUUUCAGGGCGGAGCCACAGGCCCCUCCCCCGGGGGGCGUUUGCUUGAGACGCGUCUGAAAGCGGGCGAGGUGCUAAUGAGGGCGAGCAGGGCGCUGGGUGACCUGGCUCCCCACCAUGGCCGGCCCCUGAUUGGUGUGUUCCUGCGGGGUGUGAGGGAUGUGGACCCCACUAUCAGGGCUAGCAGUCUGUCUAACCUGGGAGAACUCUGCCAGAGACUGAACUUCUCCCUGGGUCCCCUCACACACGAGCUGAACUCGUGUCUGACGGCUCUGGUAAAGACAGAGAGGGAGGUUGAGGUGCGCAGGGCUGCGGUGCACGUCAUCGCCCUCCUGCUGAGGGGCCUAAGCGACAAAACCACACAGGUCCUGGGCGAUGUUCUUCUGGAUCUUUACCGAGCACUGAAGUGGGUGGUGCGGAUGGAUCGUGAUGAUGUCACCGUGCUCCACGCCCAGCUGGCCCUGGAAGAGCUGGAUGACGUCAUGAAGAAAUUUCUCUUCCCCGCGCAGAAACUGGAGAAGAAGAUCGUAGUGCUGCCUUGAUGCUCUAAUCAAAUACAGUCAGAGAGGAGGGACUUUCUACACACAGGCUCUCUAAAUAUGGUCAGAAAGGAGUGACGUCUGCAUACUCGUAUAUGGGCAGAUAGUAAGAGCGUCUGUGUAUGGACUCACAAAAUCUGCUCCAAUAGGAGAGACUUCUGGUUCGACACACCAUAUAUGGCUGGAGUGGAAGCACUUCUAGUUUGAUACCCACCAAAAUUAGACAGGUGCUUGGACAUCAAAAUGUGUAGGAGUAGUCUGAAUGAUGAUUAUUUUAUGGUGAGAUCUUACCAUAUCUUACAGAAGGCUGAAUGACCCCACCACCACACCACUUUCUAAAAUUUACCCGUUGCUCCUCAAGAGUCACUGCAGCAUCACUCAAACCCAUGGAAGAAGCUGUGGAACUGCAGCUGUCAUUUAUGAGUUGUGUGUGUGUGUGUGUGUGUUUAAAUAUAAUGAAAAUGUGUGAAUGGAGUUCAUACUCAAAGCCUCAUGCCAAAGACGAAGACUGUUGGCUCCAUCCUCGGGCCUCAGCUGUGCCAGUGUUACUCCAAUUCUCUGCCAUAUUACACAACCCCAGUGUAAACACCAUGCUCCCCUUGAAGAAUGGCAACUAACUUGCAUAUUUUUGAAGUCAGAUUGCCUGUAAUAACCCCGCCCUUGACUUUACUACCACUUUACUACUGUCCAGAUGAGGACCAAGGGGAUUCGAAAAGUCAAAAGCCCAUCAUGCUGGUAAAGAUAUAGACAACUGAUGUUGCAAUAAAUGAAAUCUUUUAUUUCUGCA